AAACAGAGAGAAGAGAGAGAGAGAGAGACAGAGGAGUGAAGAAAUGGGAAGGAUAUUCACGGUGGAGCUUGAGGGAAGAUCUUACAGAUGCAGGUUCUGCAGAACCCAUCUCGCUCUUCCUGAUGAUCUUGUUUCUCGGUCGUUCCAUUGCCGCAGAGGAAAGGCUUACCUCUUUAAUCGUUCGGUGAACAUAAGUAUGGGUCCUCUAGAGGAAAGGAUGAUGCUUUCGGGUAUGCAUACAGUAGCUGAUAUUUUUUGCUGUUGUUGUGGACAGAACGUUGGCUGGAAAUAUGAAUCAGCGCAUGAGAAAGCUCAGAAGUAUAAAGAAGGCAAAUUUGUUCUGGAGAGAGGAAGGAUCGUCGAUGAAAUCGAUUUAUCAACUGAGGUUUAUAUCGAUACUCACGGUAGCACAAGCGACACAGAAGAUUCUUGAAAUGUUACCUUACCUUCUUCUUUUUUUGGUGGUAUAAUGUUUGUCAAGAUCAGAGCUUGUUAGUGUAGAAUUCUCAAUUCUGUAGCAUGAUGUUCAUAGAUGUGUAUGGAGCUUGCUGUGUUGUUUAAAAUCUUGGAAACCAUCUCCAAGUUUGAAUAAAUUGUUCUGAUUCAAUAAAUGAAAUUGUUUUUGUUUUAACA
This is a messenger RNA of Capsella rubella, 633 nucleotides long. RefSeq names its product protein yippee-like At5g53940. NCBI's taxonomy places the organism in Eukaryota, Viridiplantae, Streptophyta, Magnoliopsida, Brassicales, Brassicaceae. The transcript is spliced from 5 exons. Gene Ontology annotation, cellular component: ubiquitin ligase complex. The coding region runs from base 44 to 433 and encodes 129 amino acids. The record is from RefSeq and is a predicted model, not a curated record.